Aspergillus sclerotioniger CBS 115572 is the source of this 860-nucleotide messenger RNA. RefSeq lists its product as uncharacterized. NCBI's taxonomy places the organism in Eukaryota, Fungi, Ascomycota, Eurotiomycetes, Eurotiales, Aspergillaceae. The record is from RefSeq and is a predicted model, not a curated record. Bases 302 to 742 code for a protein of 146 amino acids. The transcript is spliced from 2 exons.
GAGAUCAUGCACUCUCUACCGGAAGAUGCUCGAGCCAAAGAGGUCCUACGAUACCGGUUAAAAGGAUGCAAGUUGACUUGGUGGAAUUGGGGAACAAAGGAGGAUCAUAUGGAUACUACUGUGACAGUAACUGGGUUCGGGGAUACGAUCAUCGAUCCACCUGACAAUGACGGACGGUCAGAGGUGGUGAUACCAGCUUCGAAUACGGUGGAAUUUACCGUGGUUAACUGAGAGAGAGAAAUUUGAUAGUCAUAUUGGUUGAUAAUUUUCCAAGCACGCAGUGCUGAGAAAAUCACAACAGAUGAAUGCGGUGAUAGCAGCCGCCAUCAGCGAUGCCAACACUGCCCUGGGAAGCACAUGCGUUGCAUAUGUCGUUGUUAGAGCCAAUUUUGUCGGACGCGAGUACUGCGAAGACGGUGUGAAAGAACCAGCUCCCAGUCGUGAUGAGACAUACUUCUUCCUCAGCGGAUGGAGCGAUGUGAUUAUUGACAGUCAAAAGAUAACCACCGCCGAGAUAGCCGCCGAGGUGGCCAGUGUCAUUACAAAAGGACUCACUCUCCCCAACGCAACCACAUGCAACACCACAUCGGGCACCGAUCCGGACCCUUACGCAGUAGCCAUGUGUCGAGUAUCUCUCCAGAUCGCUGGCGAUCCGGGAGGCUGGACGGCUCAGCUCUUUGCACGGGCCCAAACAGACAUCGCCAACAAGAAUUAUUCGUGCAUCCUUUAUAAGCUUGGUUAAGCUGGUUCGCCUCAGGCAGGCAAUCAGGCUGUCAGGCCAUCACAGCAACUAUUCUUCACCCAUCGAAGCAACGCAACAGAGAGACUAUUAUAGAAAAUCUUAUACUAGGAGAUAUAUA